AAGCUCCUACUUCUCUCAUCAACUCAACUCAGCCUUAUCAGCUACUUCUCUUCACUAUUACUGCCGGCCAGUUCCUUUAAUCCCCUACCAAAUCCUCACAACUACAAAGUCGUCAAGAUGCCUACUUCCCAAAUCUCCACUCCCCUCAACGGUGUUGACGCCGCCGUCGUCAUUGCCGCUCUCCACAACCACGACCUCAUGAUCAAGACCCUAUGCCCAGCACUCGUCAGCUACGCUUUCGAAUCCGGUGACAAGGCUACUUGCGCUACCUAUACCGUCACCGACAAGAAGCCCAUUGGCCAGACAACCUACAAGCUCACCCUCACCAACGUCUCCGAGGGUGUCGAUUCCCUCGUCAACGCCAAACCCCCCGUUGGUGUCCUCACCAUCAGCGGCAAGUGGCGUGUGACUGGCGGCAAGCUCAGCGAGGAGAUUGACAUUGACGCCAACUUCAUGAUGAAGAAGGUCGCUAAGAACAACGUUGAGAAGACGCACCCGGAGCAGCACAUGAAGCUCUUGGAAGCUGCUCAGGCUUAAAUGAUGGCGAUGGAUGAGAAAGGGAUGCAUUGGAUGGAGCAUUUGUUAUUCUAUUUGUGUCUCGUGUGAGCAUUCUACUCGCGACAGGUAGGAUGAGGUUGUACGCAUAGCUUGGUGUUCGUCAUGUCUGCAAUGAAGCAUUUUAUUUUU
Molecule: messenger RNA, 687 nt
Organism: Alternaria rosae
Lineage: Eukaryota; Fungi; Ascomycota; Dothideomycetes; Pleosporales; Pleosporaceae
Exons: 2
Coding region: 118-537 (139 amino acids)
Source: RefSeq, a predicted model, not a curated record